Molecule: messenger RNA, 1973 nt
Organism: Pararge aegeria (speckled wood butterfly)
Lineage: Eukaryota; Metazoa; Arthropoda; Insecta; Lepidoptera; Nymphalidae
Gene: Caper
Product: RNA-binding protein 39
Exons: 10
Coding region: 294-1844 (516 amino acids)
Biological process (GO): mRNA processing
Cellular component (GO): nucleus
Molecular function (GO): RNA binding
Source: RefSeq, a predicted model, not a curated record
GUCAGUCUUCGUCGAAAGAAAAAUGAUAUGUUAUACUUUGAAGUUAAAAUAAUUUUUAAUUCCUGAUUGUUUUCCAGAAAAUAAACAUAAUUAGAAGAAAUAUUUACUAACCUUCGGAAUCAAGCAUAUUUCAGAAUGGCUGAGGAUUUGGAUGUAGAGGCUAUGUUAGAAGCACCAUACAUUAAAUCGAACUUUGUGGUAAUAGUCCAGCUUACUUCACCGACCUGAACAGAAUGAGAAGUAUCCCUGUGUGAUGUUAGUGCUGUGUACAUCCUUAGUCAGUGGUUUGCCGAAUGGAUAACACUUCCUCUUCAAAACAUCGCUCGGACAAGUAUUCUGACAAGCACAGAGACAGAGAAAAGGAGAGCAACCGAAGACGGAGCCGAUCCAGAGACCGAAGAAAAUCACGUGAUCGAGACGUACGUCGUUCAAAAGAAAGAGAUGACAGAAAAGACCGGGACCGCGAUAGGGGGGAUAGAGAUCGUCGAGAUAGGGACAAGGACCGCAGCAAUAGAGAUAGGGACCGGGACCGCGAUAAGGAUAGAGAACGUGAAAGAGAAAGGGAAAAACGGCGUAGCAAGGAUAAAGAAAGAGAACGUAGUAAAGAUAGGGAAAAAAGCCGCGACAAACAUUUAUCACGAAGAGAGCGGAGCCGCGAAAAAGAAAAAGUUCGUGAAGAGGAAAAAGUCCGUGAACCGGAAAGAACAGAAUACAGAUCGAAAUCUAGGGGAGUAGAACCUAAGCUAGAAGAUUUGCCACCAGAAGAAAGAGAUUUGCGAACUGUAUUUUGUAUGCAGUUAUCGCAGCGCAUUAGAGCUAAAGAUUUAGAAGAAUUUUUCUCAUCUGUUGGCAAAGUUAGGGAUGUUAGGCUUAUCACAUGUAACAAGACCAGGAGAUUUAAAGGAAUCGCAUACAUUGAGUUUAAAGAUGCAGAGUCUGUGCCAUUGGCUCUUGGUCUAACCGGACAGAAGUUAUUGGGUAUUCCUAUUAUUGUUCAACAUACUCAGGCAGAGAAAAAUAGAGUAGGUAACACAUUGCCGAAUCUAGCACCAAAGACUAGCAAUGGACCAACUAGGUUAUAUGUAGGAUCACUGCAUUUUAAUAUUAAUGAAGACAUGUUAAGAGGAAUAUUUGAACCAUUCGGAAAAAUUGACCACAUUCAACUUAUGACUGAUCCUGACACAGGAAAGAGUAAAGGUUAUGGAUUCCUAACAUUUCAUCAUGCUGCAGAUGCAAAAAAGGCAAUGGAGCAAUUAAACGGAUUUGAACUAGCCGGACGGCCAAUGAAAGUGGGUAAUGUAACUGAAAGAACGGACGGAGGGUCUAGUACGCGCUUCGAUGCUGACGAGCUGGAUCGGGCCGGUGUCGACCUUGGGGCCACUGGACGCUUGCAACUUAUGUUCAAGUUAGCUGAAGGCACUGGUUUACAAAUACCUCCAGCCGCUGCGUCAGUUCUCAUGGGAGCAGGAUCUACCUUAGUCGCUGCACAACCCCAAGUAGCGCCGCCGAUUGCCACACAAUGUUUUAUGCUCAACAAUAUGUUCGACCCAGCCUCAGAGUCAAAUCCAAGCUGGGAUAUAGAAAUCAGAGAUGACGUCAUCAGUGAAUGUAAUAAACACGGGGGUGUGUUACAUGUUUAUGUAGACAAAGCCUCUCCGCAAGGGAAUGUGUAUUGCAAGUGCCCUACGAUAGCAACAGCUGUGGCCUCUGUUAACUCGCUGCACGGCAGAUGGUUUGCUGGAAGAGUGAUUACUGCAGCAUACGUGCCCCUUAUAAAUUACCACUCGCUAUUCCCUGACGCUAUGACUGCACUUACCUUGCUACUACCUACACGACAAAGAUAAAAUUGAUCACCUAAUUUAGCAUUUACUGCAAAGCAAUUUAAAUAUAAAUACAAAUUAAUAUACUCUAAUUUUAGGAUAUCUAAUAGUGGUGUUCUGUAUUUUAGGGUACAUUACAUUAUGUGAUUUUAC